Molecule: messenger RNA, 2597 nt
Organism: Salarias fasciatus (jewelled blenny)
Lineage: Eukaryota; Metazoa; Chordata; Actinopteri; Blenniiformes; Blenniidae
Gene: znf384b
Product: zinc finger protein 384 b
Exons: 10
Coding region: 191-1984 (597 amino acids)
Biological process (GO): regulation of transcription by RNA polymerase II
Cellular component (GO): nucleus
Molecular function (GO): RNA polymerase II cis-regulatory region sequence-specific DNA binding; DNA-binding transcription factor activity, RNA polymerase II-specific
Source: RefSeq, a predicted model, not a curated record
AGGCUGCUGGCUCACCGGAGGAAAAAAAACUGAAAAAAAAAAAAAAAAAGAGUAAGGACAGGAGGGAGAAACUUCAGAGAUUUGCAGGACAUCUGGACGGAUUAGGAGACUGAGUCCAGGUGGUCCGGGCCCUGUGGAGGAUCCGGGUCCGUCGGCCCCGGUGAACGGCGCUCCGCUCCGUGCAGUCGAAAUGAUGGAAGAUUCUCAUUUUAAUUCAUCAUACUUCUGGUCUCCUGUUCCCACUGUGCCCGGGCAGAUUGAGAAUGCCAUGUUUCUGAACAAAAUGAAAGAGCAGCAGGAAAAGAGCGCUUCUUUCCCUUCGUCCUCUUCCUCCCACUACCAGACGGCUCUGCUCACCAUCCCCACGCCGGGGGCCAAGACAGAUGGAGGAGGGCAGGCCAGCAGUGCGGCGCACCUCCACCCUCCUCACAGCACCCAGAACAUCACGGUGCUGCCUGUCCCCUCCACUGGCAUCAUGACAGCAGCCGGUCUGGUGAUCACGACCCCUCAGGGAACGCUCGUCUCUCCCACCUCCUCUCAGUCGUUUGUCUCUGGCCAUCCAGCAACAACCAUGAUCGUUUCAGCACUUCAUUCCUCAGACAAGAAGGAGGGCGUCGUCGUGAUGCCAACGCCCUCCAAGAGAGGAAGAAAGAAAAAGGUCACGACGCUGUCGCGGAUCGGACCAGGAAGUGAAACUCUAAUUCUGGCCCAUCUGACGCCUGGUGGCCAGGUGGCUUCGUUGCAGCAUCAUGGCGGAGACCCGUAUGAGCUGUCAAACGAAGACAACGCCCAUAAAGACAGCACUAAGACCUACAGGUGCCGGAUGUGUGCGGCGACCUUCUUCAGUAAGUCUGAUAUGCAGAUCCACUCCAAGUCGCACACAGAGGCCAAACCCCACAAGUGUCCUCACUGCGCCAAGUCAUUCGCCAACUCCAGCUACCUGGCCCAGCACAUUCGAAUCCACAGCGGGGCCAAGCCUUACACCUGCUCCUACUGCCAGAAAUCUUUCAGGCAGCUCAGUCACUUACAGCAGCACACACGGAACCACACGGAGUCAAAACCCCACAAGUGUCCACACUGUACAAAGUCCUUCGCCAACUCCAGCUACCUGGCCCAGCAUAUCCGCAUCCACACCGGCGUGAAACCGUACACCUGCACGUACUGCCAAAAGUGCUUCAGACAGCUCAGUCACCUUCAGCAGCACAGCAGAAUUCACACAGGAGACCGGCCUUACAAGUGCUCGCACCCGGGCUGUGAGAAAUCCUUCACGCAACUCUCAAACUUACAGUCCCACCGCCGUCAACACAACAAAGACAAGCCCUACAAGUGCACCAACUGCAAUAAAGGAUACAUAGAUGCAGCAAGCCUGGAGGUGCACAUGUCCACACACACAGUCAAACAUGCCCGGAUCUACUCGUGUGGUCUCUGCAACCGCACGUAUACCUCAGUAAGACAAAUGUCCAUUUCUGAAGAGCAUUUCUACAUGAAACACUAUGAAUCGCCUCACUGGCGUCAGACACCUGGCAGCUACUUUACAGCAUGUAGUCAUCACGUGUCCACUGUUUCCCCUUUACCUAUCCUCCCCUCAUCCCAGGAGACGUAUCUGGUGAAACACAUGGAGAAACACAACCCAGACCAGUUGACUGCACCAGCAGUCGUGGCAGCACAGCCGGCACGACAGAACCAAAGCCAGGCCCAGGGCCAGGCUGGAGCUCAGAGCCGGGUAGAGAGUGCAGAAGGAGGACCGAGUCGACCCGGGAGAGCUGGGAGUGGAGCGGCAGGUGGAGGCCAGCAGGGACAGAGCCAGAGCAGCUACCCCCAGACAGAAAGCAUGCCCUGUCCGUUUGACCUGCAUCAGUAUAAGACCGUGUCUGCCAGUGACAUCCAGUACAAACCAGUCAGCGUGGCCGAUAUCACCUCUCACAAGGACCUCUGUCUCACCGUGUCGGCGUCCACCAUUCAAGUGGAGCACCUCAACUCUUAGUGGGGAUGAAAAGGAGGGUACGUGGGAGAUGGCGAUGAUAGGAUUUAAUCAAGAAAACAGUAAAUAGGUAUUUGGGGAGUCUAUGGAUUAAAGCAAUACUAAAACGAUGCAGAAACUUUGGAACAUAUGACUGUGCCUGAAAGACGGUUUUAGGCAGACGGGACAAAUUAUGUGAUGGAUGACACAGUAUACUGAAGACGAUAUAAUUUGGUUCUAUUUUUUUAAGGUUGUCUUGUUUUCAAUCUCAGCCUUGUUUGAUGUGUUUUCAUUUUGCUUAGUUGUCCUGUCUGAGUAGAAAAUGCAUGUAAAGGCUGCAAUAAAGUAUGUUUCAGUCCAUCACAGUGAUGGUUUUAUGACAGGAAGCGUCUAAGACACCGUGCUUCUCUUUAUUAUCACCUCCUGCUCUUCCUUACUUAAGACAAUUUUGCAUUUUUAGGUGUCUCUAUUGAUGAAAUUGGUAGUUAACUGUGAAAGUAAUUUUUUAUACUUUCAUACAGAGACUUUCAGUUUUUACAUCAAUGUUAUUACCUCUGCAAUGUUGUAACAUACAUGCCCGUAAUCUUUUUCAUCUUAAAAGGGACAAAGAGGUUAUUUCUUCUUCAAGAAAGAAAAA